This is a messenger RNA of Neogale vison (American mink), 1158 nucleotides long. RefSeq names its product sphingosine-1-phosphate receptor 4 (gene S1PR4). The transcript has a single exon. NCBI's taxonomy places the organism in Eukaryota, Metazoa, Chordata, Mammalia, Carnivora, Mustelidae. Gene Ontology annotation, biological process: G protein-coupled receptor signaling pathway. Gene Ontology annotation, cellular component: membrane. Gene Ontology annotation, molecular function: sphingosine-1-phosphate receptor activity. The coding region runs from base 1 to 1158 and encodes 385 amino acids. The record is from RefSeq and is a predicted model, not a curated record.
AUGAACAGCACGGGGUCCCCGCCAGGGGCCCCCGAGUCCUGCCAGCAGCUGGCGGCCAGCGGGCACAGCCGGCUCAUCGUCUUGCACUACAACCACUCGGGCCGGCUGGCCGGGCGGGGGGGCCCCGAGGAGGCGAGCCUGGGGGUCCUGCGGGGGGUCUUCGUGGCCGUGAGCUGCCUGGUGGUGCUGGAGAACCUGGUGGUGCUGGUGGCCAUCGCGACGCACAUGCGCUCGCGGCGCUGGGUCUACUACUGCCUGGUCAACAUCACGCUCAGCGACCUGCUGGCCGGCGUCGCGUACCUGGCCAACGUGCUGCUGUCGGGCGCGCGCACCUUCCGCCUGCGCCCGGCGCACUGGUUCCUGCGCGAGGGGCUGCUCUUCAUGGCGCUGGCCGCGUCCACCUUCAGCCUCCUGUUCACCGCGGCCGAGCGCUUCGCCACCAUGGUGCGGCCGGUGGCCGAGCGCGGGGCCAGCAAGCGCGGCCGCGUGUACGGCCUCAUCGGGCUGUGCUGGCUGCUGGCCGGCCUGCUGGGGCUGCUGCCGCUGCUGGGCUGGAACUGCGUGUGCGCCUUCGCGCGCUGCUCCAGCCUCCUGCCGCUCUACUCCAAGGCCUACAUCCUCUUCUGCGUGGGCGUCUUCGCCUGCAUCCUGGCGGCCGUCACCGCGCUCUACGGGGCCAUCUUCCGCGUGGUGCGCGCCAACGGCCAGAAGGCGCCGCGCUCCCCGGCCCGCCGCAAGGCCCGCCGGCUGCUCAAGACGGUGCUCAUGAUCCUGGUGGCCUUCAUGCUGUGCUGGGGCCCGCUCUUCGGCCUGCUGCUGGCCGACGUGUUCAGCUCCACCGACUGGGCGCAGCAGUACCUGCGCGGCAUGGACUGGAUCCUGGCGCUGGCCGUGCUCAACUCGGCCGUGAACCCCGUCAUCUACUCCUUCCGCAGCAGGGAGGUGUGCCAGGCCGUGCUGGCCUUCCUCUGCUGCGGCUGCCUCCGGCUGGGCCUGCGGGGGCCCCGGGACUGCCUGGCCCAGGUGGGCGAGGCCCACUCCGCGGCCUCCACCACGGACAGCUCGCUCAGGCCCCGCGACAGCUUUCGGGGCUCGCGGUCGCUCAGCUUCCGGAUGCGAGAGCCCCUGACCAGCAUCUCCAGCGUGCGGAGCGUCUGA